CUAGCCGUCUCGCCUCUUCUUACGCCUUGAGACAUGUGAGAUCUUUUUGUCGCGCUGCCUGUGGUCAUAUCUGUCCUAUCCUAUCCUAUCCUAUCCUGCCUUGCCAUGCCCUGCAUCCUUCGCUUCUAAUUAAUCUUACAUUUUACUCGUUCUGACUCAAACACUCCUUCAAGUUCGUCCAUCUUUCUUGUCUGAACAGUCUCGAGCCCCGCUACAAGGCUCGCAGAUGCCUACACACGGCCAAUUCGUGACCAUGGAGCACUGGCCUCAUUUUCCAUUUAUUCCUUAUCCGCCCUCCAAGGCUGGGUACUGGAGCCCAGUGACAUCAACAUUGAACUGGUGUGAAGAGGACUACUAUGCGACACCCUACUCUGCAGAGGUCAUCAAUUCCUUCACAAACUUGCUAUUCUUAUGGCUAGGCAUCAAGGGCGUUUUAAACACGCGCAAACAUGGCCACGAUAGUGUCUUUCAGGUCGCCUUUUAUGGAUAUCUGCUGGUUGGCUUGGGUAGCUUUUUAUUCCAUUCCACGUUAAAAUACCCGAUGCAACUGGUUGAUGAGCUGUCUAUGAUCUACACAACGUGUCUCAUGUGCUAUGCUUCGUUUUCGUAUAUGAGGCCAUUGGGAUUCAGAGCCUUUCUCGCUAUCUUUUUAGCAGGACUGGCAGUUUUCAUCACCUUGUACUACCAUUACCUACAAGACCCUGUAUUCCAUCAGAACGCCUAUGCACUGCUUACGACUAUUGUCGUGAUCCGCAGCAUGUACACGAUGGAAGUAGCAUUACGUCCCAAAUGGCGCAAGUCUCGCGAGGAGGACCGUCUAGCCCGCGAAAAGCAGGGGCUGCCUGUUCCUAGCAAGGAGAGGCAAGAAUUCGAAAAUACACGUGAUUUGAAGACCCUCAAGACCAUGUGGUUCAUGGUGGCUUAUGGCCUUAGCAUGUUCCUGGGCGGAUUCGGUAUUUGGAACUUGGACAAUCACUUUUGCAGCACACUGCGGCAGUGGAGGCAGACCAUCGGAUUGCCUUGGGGUAUUCUCCUAGAAGGCCAUGGCUGGUGGCAUCUAAUGACGGGCAUUGGCGCAUACCUUUAUCUUGUCUGGGGCAUCUGGCUCCGACACGUUCUUAACAAGGAACAAGAUAAUUAUCUUCUGGUGUGGUCGCAUUUCUGGAAUUUCCCCGAGAUUGUCCGCACAUCGUCUAUUACUAAGAGCAACGGCUCUUCGAAAAAGAACCACUGAGCACAAGAUGUUCGAAUCCUCUCUCUUUAGAAUGCGGUUUAUCCUAAAUGAUGAGACCCUAUGACCGAUAGCAACGGUAGUACAAGCCAGUUUGACUUGAAUUGGGGUUAUUAUCGAAACCUGUCCAUUCGUUAUUGAACCUGUUUGCAUGUCUGGAGGUUGAUGGGCGUCCCUAUGAUUAGAUUUUAUACUUUACUCGGAUGGCGACAGCUUGCAUUGGAUGAUUCUAUAUCAUUGCCUUUGUUGUGUUAGUAGAAUCAAAAGAUUUGAAUUUAUUUAAAAUCACGAUGAAUGGUUCUAGCUUGAGGAUUUGAUUUGGUUAAAAUGAUAGAUAUUCACAUUAAAGU
Molecule: messenger RNA, 1581 nt
Organism: Talaromyces proteolyticus
Lineage: Eukaryota; Fungi; Ascomycota; Eurotiomycetes; Eurotiales; Trichocomaceae
Product: putative alkaline dihydroceramidase Ydc1
Exons: 4
Coding region: 227-1234 (335 amino acids)
Biological process (GO): ceramide catabolic process; ceramide biosynthetic process
Cellular component (GO): endoplasmic reticulum membrane
Source: RefSeq, a predicted model, not a curated record